Messenger RNA from Pseudogymnoascus verrucosus, 2256 nucleotides. RefSeq lists its product as uncharacterized. The transcript has 2 exons. Gene Ontology annotation, molecular function: protein binding. Bases 283 to 1812 code for a protein of 509 amino acids. The record is from RefSeq and is a predicted model, not a curated record. Lineage: Eukaryota; Fungi; Ascomycota; Leotiomycetes; Thelebolales; Thelebolaceae.
CGACUCUAGCCCUCCCUCAAAACCCAGCAAGCGGCCUCUUAUUUCGCGACCUCUUUCUCGACCUUCUUCAUACUGUUACUGAUUUCUUAAUCUUUGAUCUGCUAUUUUGAUCAUUGCGUGUUUGUACAUUAUUUGUUCCGUCGACCUCUUACAAACUCCAAAACAUAUCUUCUCGCGUGCCCCCACCAGACAAGGUACCGCGUCGAGACGCGGUUGCAGGAUCUUUCCACCACAACUUCAAUUACCAGAGGAAAUCCCGAUCUUGGGAAGAAAACCGUGAACAUGAUGGAAGAGAGUCCAUCCAAAGUUAACAUGCUUCCAACACUACCCCCAGUGGCCGGCGUGAAGAGGCCUGCUCCUUCCCUGCUGCCAGCUUUCGAGCCACUAUCCUCCUCGCCUGGCUUCCCACGACCAGCGAAACGUCAAGCACUCUACUCUCCUUCUCAGCGAAAUGCAUACUCGAAGUAUCCUACUCCGGUCCCAACUUCCACCACCGGUAUCUUGUCCUCAUCUCCGCCGAGGGUCCAAAACAAGCCAUCGAUCCAACGACGCCAAUCCAUGCACUCCGAGCGAGCACCACUUUCCGCUGUCCCAACCGUCGUCCUUCCCGAAAAUGGUGACGAGUUCCUCAUGGGAAGAUCGAGCAAUUCCUCGCAAUACCAGCUCUCGGCCAACAAGCUCAUCUCGCGAAUCCACGUCAAAGCGCGUUUUAUUGCCGCGACUUCAUCCCUGGGAACAAGCAAGGUUGAGAUAAUAUGCAAUGGCUGGAAUGGAAUGAAGGUGCACUGCCAUGGACGCAGCUGGGAUCUGGCGAAGGGUGACAGCUUCACAUCGGAAACAGAAUCCGCGGAAAUAAUGCUGGAUGUUCAGGAUGCACGCGUUUUCGUCGCGUGGCCUCGACGCCGCCAAGCUGCUUCGGAAACCACUUCCGCUUGGGAUGAACUGGACUCUCCGAGGAGACAGGGUGCUUUGGUCGGACUGGGCGUGGCUAUGCCAUCGAGCCCCUUGAGAAUGGGACAACGCCUUGUGUCGCCUGAAUCGCCGACUCCAGCAGGCAAUGCCGCCAGUGGUAAUCUGCCAAAUAUUUUCUCCCAAAGCCACUCCACCAACGCCACAGUCGAGGUCUAUGAAGACGCAAGCUCCGAUGUAGAGCCAGAGGUCAAGCUGCAAUCGUCACAGGAAUUCGAGCCAUUUGCAGACUUGAGCGCCAGUCAAUCGAGCGAGUUGAGCGAGGCUAGCGAGGAGGACCCGGAUGAGGAGAACGAUCCAAUUGUACACUCUUUCGGUCCCUUCGGUGCGAAUAUCUCUUCAAGGAUGGCUGCUUUCACUGCGGGUGAGACGCCACAACUCGAAUCUGGCCGCGCAUCCCAAGCAUCGUCCGCUGCAUCCUCUCCCUCCCCAGAAAAACGCUCAGAAUCCGAAUCCACCAAUAAUGCUGAGCCAAAGCCAUUCGUGAACCAUGUAGUCAACCAGCUCGCCUUCUCCCGCCUGUCCUCGACGCCACUGUCCGUCAUCCUCAACAACUUACCUUCGGAUUUGAGGGGUAUCAGUGAUUCGCACCCAGAGAACAAGGGCCUGACCAAGGAAGAACUCCACCGAGCUCUCACAGCAACGACCUGCAUCGGCGAGAUUCACCGUGAAGGAAAGGAUGCUGCCGGAAAACAACUGGAGAGCGAAUACUAUUACAUCCCAGAUGAAGAUGUGGAUGAGAGCCGUAGAGCUGCUGUUGUUGAUGGGCUGAGGAAGCCGUCGUUGAGAAACUGCCGUAAAUCACACAAGCAAUAUUACUGGAAGAAGCCAAGAACGCCAUGAUUGAAAGCAAGUGAAUGCUGCAUAUUUCGAGCGGCAACCGAUCCGACUUACUGUAUAUGAAAUAUGGCACCUACGCCAGAACCCUUACCGUCAGAGUUUAUAUUACCACACCAAGCUGCAUAGCCAAGGAGUUUUUGUUUGAUUUUUUUAUUUCCGUUUGCGCGCGAGUCAAUACCAUGGCGGCGGUGGUCUCUCCAAUAAUCGCAGGUGUAGGCGGACAUUAGUUACUUGAGAGUAACUCUUGUAGAAAGAAUAGGGGGUCGAAUUCAAAGAGAAAUUCCGAUGAAAACCGAUGACUUGAUGAUAUAAAUGAGUGACUUGGGAUGGCCCUUUAACGUUGUUGUGAGAAAAAGACGUUUCCGUUUGCUGGUUGCGCUAAAACGUUAUGGGAAAGCUCUUAUCGGCUUCCCACGCUUAUCGAAGAAAGUUCCCCGCACUAGAUGG